CUUAUUCUCUCUCUCUCUCUCAUCCCUCUCCGAUAUGCACUCACUCUCUCUCUCUCUCUCUCUCUCCCGAUCCACCACUCUCUCACCGGAUCCUUCCUACUCUGAUCGAGACACUCUAAAGCGGAAGUACUCGUCCAUGGCAGAAGACGGCGUCGGCGGCGGCGGAUUUUCGGGUUUCGAAGUCGCACAGACGAGUCGAGUUCGGGUUUUGAAGGGUUACAGCGUGUGCUUCCAAGUCGGAGAGGAACGGGAGUAAUGCUGGCGCGACAGCCUGAGUUCGAGUCCGGGUCGGGUCCGAGACCAAGUUCAUAUCGGUCGCCGGCUGGGUCAGCGCCACCGUCUCCUCCCUCGAGCGCUUCUCCUGCAUCAACGUCGCCACCAUGGACGCCGUCGAAAACGAGGCCGCCCGCCGCCCUCUCGCUCUCACCGAUCUCACGCACCCCGAUCAGCAAGAACACCACCACCACGCAAACGACGUCGCUCAGGUCGUUGAAAAAAAAAAAAAAAAGGGAAGGCAGAGAUAGCGGGCCUCUGGGCUGUGGGCUUGGUUUUUGGCUGGAAAUAGAUUUAAAAAUAAGUCCUGCACCACUGUAGCACCCUAUAAAAGUAAGUCCUAUUGUACACUAUUCAGAUAGACUCAAACUACUAUUUCAAUUUAUUUGGACCCAAAUUUGAGUAUAAAAAAUUAGUCUUCACUGCUGAUGCUUUGAGUUAUAGUUAUAGACUUGUAAGGUUACAGCAAGCAUGUCUUGUAAUUAGUGUAUAUGAAGUUUGAAGCAUAAUAAUUUGUAUGUGCCAGUGUGCUGGAGUAGGAUAUGCAGAGAAGAAAUGGGGAAAGUUCUACUUUGAUCAUCGCUCUACUGUACUUCUCAAUUCUAAGAAGCCAAUCGAAAAACAGAUGUGCUUCUUUCUCUGACAAUCUGACAUUGUUGCCACAAGAAAUUAGAGGAGCAACUCAGCUUUGGUUCCAGGUCAUAACCACGCUUGCAGUUAAUUUGUUCGUUGCAUCAACCUUCUCUAGUUUUACUUUGAUUGCUGUUCUUCUCAAGUUAGAAACAAAGCAAAAUCAACUACAUACAGGACGCCAAGUGGGAUAUGUAAUUCACUGCAAAAGCAACCUUCAAAGACUGCAGGCUCAAUUGGAAGAAUUGAACGCCGCCCGGGAGGCUGUAGAGGAUAAAGUUGUGGAAGCUGAAGACAAAGGUGAAGCAGUUCAACCAGAUGUCCAGUUGUGGCUACAGGAAGUGGGCAACAUCAAUGCACAGGCAGAGGAAUUGUUGAAAGAUGAAAACCAAGCCAAGCUGAAAUGUCUCCUUGGGUUUUGUCCUAAUCUGACAAUCCGUCAUCACCUAGGCAGGAAAUCAAAAAUAUUGGUGCACCAUCUUGUUGAACUCUAUGAAAGACGAGAAUUUCCCGUUAUUUCUGUUAUUCGGCCGCAAGAGCUUUGGGUUGAGUCCACCGGAGAGUACCUGGCCUUUCCAUCAAGGACAUCAGUUGUGGCCCAAAUCAUGGAUGAACUUGAGAAUCCUAAUACUCAUAGGAUCGGGGUGUAUGGAAUUGAAGGUGUGGGUAAAACCACACUAGCAAAAGAAGUCUACAGGCAAGCUACAGAAGAUAAAAAUUUAUUUGACAAUGUGGUUAUCCUACUAGAUGUGAAAGAAAAUCCACACUUGGAAGGAAUUCAAAACAAAAUUUUAAAUAAGUUAGAUAUGAAGAUUUUUGAUGAUGAGAAUUUAGAUGGAAGAGCAAGUCGUACUUCUGCCGAUAUACAGGACAAAAACAUCCUUGUAAUUCUGGAUGAUGUUUGGGAACAAAUUGACUUGGAGGCUCUCCAACUUCCAAGUGUGGCUACUUGUAAGAUAUUGCUGACAUGUACAAGUAGAGAAUCGUUAUCUGGUAUGAACACGCAGGUAGAUUUUCAGCUUGACAUCUUGGUGGAAGAAGAGGCUUGGAUUCUAUUUAAGAAGAAGGCAGGCGACGUUGUUAAGAAUUAUGCUAUACGAGAAGUAGCACUCCAAGUAGCCGAAUGUUGUAGUGGCUUGCCUAUUUUAGUUGUCACAGUUGCAAGCGCUUUGAAGAAACAAACUACUUCACCUCCAUGGAAAGAUGCAUUGAGAUGCCUAAAAAGCCAAGAAUUUACAGAGAACCCAUACUUGUGUCUGGAGUGGAGUUACGAUCAGCUGAAGGAUAAGGAACUUGAGCAGUUGUUCUUGCUAUGUGGAUUUGCUAUAUGGGGAAAGGAUAUUUAUUUGCCAGCCUUGCUGAAAUAUAGUAUGGGUUUGGGUCUCUUUAGAAAGGGAUACACAGUGGAGGAAGCACAAAAUACAUUGCUUAAAUGGGUUGGAAAACUAAAAGAUUCUUGUCUACUGACAGAUAGUGAUGAUAGCAGAUAUGUCAAAAUGCAUAACCUUGUGCGUGAUGUUGCUAACCGGAUUGCACUCAGAGAUGAACACAUCUUAUCAUCAGUCGAUGAUAGGGGAAAUUAUGAAUUUAAGGAAUGGCUAGAUAAGGAUUUCUUCAAAAAGUGCACUAUGAAAUCUUUACAAUCUAGUACUGUUCCUGUGCUUUCUGAAGUACCUAGGAUAUACCCCAAAUUAAAGCUGUUCUAUUUACACGGUACAGGUGAUGUGUCAGUGGAAAUCCCAACAAACUUUUUUAGAGAGAUUGAGGAACUAAAAGUGUUGGAUUUAACAAGACUGCAUAUGCUGUCACUACCUUCCUCUCUUCAGUACUUGAAGAAUCUGCAUGCCCUAUUUUUAGAUCAAUGCAUAGUGGGAGACACUGCUUUAGUUGGGGAGCUAAGUAACUUGGAAAUUCUUAGCUUUUUCCAGUCCAAUGUCAAACAAUUACCAAAGGAAAUAGGGAAACUGACCCGUCUUCAGUUGCUGGAAUUAUCUGAUUGCUCUGAACUCGAAGUUAUUUCACCUGGUGUCAUCUCAAGCUUGGAGAGACUACAAGAAUUGAGAAUGAGAAACAGCUUCAACAAGUGGGAGGUUGAAGGUGAAAGAAGUAAUGUGAGCCUUAGUGAGUUGAAGCAUUUGUCUCAGCUAUCUGUAUUAGAGGUACAUAUUCCGAAUACUGACAUCCUUCCAGCAAACUUGUUCUCCCACGAGUUCGAAAGAUUCAAUAUUGUUAUUGGAGAUGCAUGGGUUGACAGAUAUACAUCACGAGAGAAAUUUAUGGCUGAGACGACCCUCAAGACACUAAAACUCAAACUCACUACCAGCAUUAAAGAAUUGGAUGAAGGAUUAAUAUGGCUGCUGGAGAGAUGUGAAGACUUGUCCUUAAGUGAGACACAGAAUGCUAAUAAUAUUGACCAUUAUUUAGAUACUGAAGAUUCUGAGCAUCCGCAACAUCUGCAAGUCAUAAACAUCUAUAAGAUUGGUUUGCCCAACUUAACAAGAUUGGCUGUUCACCAAUGUGAUGGUUUAAGUUUCUUAUUGUCAUCUUCCGUGGCAAAAAGUUUUGUACAACUUAAACAUCUUCGGAUAUCUGAAUGUCAAAUCAUGAAAGAGGUAGUAUUGUCAGAAGGUCACGGUGAAGAAAAGGAUAACUUGUUUCCGAAGUUAGAACAAUUGGAGCUAAAUGAUCUUCCUUGUCUCACUAGAUUCUGUUCAGGAAGUUAUGUUGAGUUUGCAGCUCUGAAGAGGUCGCAAUUGGAGAAGUGUCCUAAAUUGGAGACAUUCAUCUUUAAUCAUUUGAGUAACAGAAUUCAAAUCUACAAAGAAAUUAAAGAAAGGGGCACAAAUGAUGAGAAUGUUGAGACAGUUGCACCAUACUUUCUUUUAGAUGAAAAGGUGAAAACGUUGAGGUUGCAUGGAAUGGAGAUCAAGCUCAUGCAUCUCUCAGAAGAGAGCCCAGUUUUUCCACUGUUGGAAAUUCUAGAGGUGAAGUUUUGUGGAUUGAAUAACCUAAAGUUGUCUGCAAUAUCCUUUCGGAAUCUAACAAUUAUAGAAGUAACUUUUUGCUGGCGAUUGCAAUAUUUGACAAGUUAUUCGGUAGCUCAAAGUUUAGUGGGACUGAAAAAAUUGAAAGUUGAUGAAUGUAAAAAUAUGAAAGAAAUCUUCACAAGUGAAGGAAUUGAAGAAGAUGCAAGUAAUUGUGAGAUUGUUUUCAGCCGGUUGCAACAUUUGGAACUCAGUGAUUUAAUAAGUUUGGAAAGGUUUUGCUCGAGAAAUUGCAUUGUGAAAGUCCCAUCCUUGCAAAGCAGUGCUUUACAGGUAAAUUGGUGCCCAUUCCAGUUGAAGAUUUCCACUGAAAGGGUACUAGAAGAAGUUUCCGAUAUGCAACAGGAUGUACAUAAGUCGCAUACUGGUAAAGAAGAGGUUCUCGACACAACUGAGUCUGCUUGUAGCCUGGAAACAAAUCAGAAACAGCACAUCCCAAACACCUCCAAAGUUUCUAAAGAAAUCGAGUUUAAUGAAGGAGAACUCCAUGAUGACAGACUUGUAAACAACGACGGGCCUCUAUUGCCUGGCAAUAUUGCUGAAAGUAGUGAACAUGGAAUCAAAGCUGUCAUUAAAGAAACUCCUAUCAAUUUCUUGGAGCAUGCUGAGGUUAUGGACCUACAUCGGAAGCAAAUUGUCACCAAUACGCCAAAGAAUCUUCAGGAGGCUGAUUUUGGCAUGGAAGAGAGCCUCAUUGAACCUUUGAAUGCAAAUGAAGGCAGACCACUUCAAUUGAAACAACUUAAUGGGGUGCAAACUGAUUCGUUGCUGCAAAGCAUAUCUGAGCUUGAUGCCGACAUAAAACAUUUGCAGGAAGAAUUAAGGGCCAAAGAAGCAGAGAGGAUAGAUAAACAGCAAAGGCUUGCCGACAGACUUGCGACAGUUGAUCGGUUGUCCGAUUCUUUAUGAAGCCAACUUUCCAGAUAGUAAUGCAGCUCUUGUUGGAAUGCAGACAGACUAUGGUCUGGCGAAUGACAACAAAGUCAAAUUCUGAUAUGAGCUAAUUGUUCGCCGUAAACUUAUACUUUUGCCAAUGAAUUGCUCCAUCAUUCAGUGAAGGAUUGCUCUUUUAUUUGUUGCGAAAUUAAAGUUUGAUCUCUUUUUGGUCAUUUUAUUAUUCAUGUUUCCCUUGAUUUUGUGAAUAAAUCUCCAUUCUCUAGCUGCAGAUGCUUAACUGAAUAAGCUUAAAUAAAACUGGGAUGGGGAAUUACAAUUCGGCUCUGUGGGCAACAACAAAAGCUGAGAUGUCAUCUGUGUCUUUUCCUUAGUUUUGUUUGCAUUGCUCUUUAAUUUCCUUUAUGUAUGCAUUUAACCUGUUUAUGUCGUUACAUGCAUUCUAGUACUGUUUUUACUGCUUUUGUAAUUAAUUAGGUACUGAGCUGGGUGCCAAAUUCCCCCUAGCCAGUUAAUUAUGUGCUGGUUCUGUGUAUUUUUCUUCUCUUUCUUAACAAUGAAGCAUUAUGUUCUUUAGUGAGGGAGUUUUGUGUGUGGGUUUUGAGUUUAUGGGUAAGUGAUGGCACACGAUUUCUUUCCCAGAUUGAUCCUUCUGAAUGAAGUGGCCACAAAUGUGUUUAAACGUAACCUAUUUCCUAACCGCAAACUUAAAAUCUUUGUAAUUUAACUUUGAUAACUGAAAUCAAGUCUUCUUAAUUGUAGGUUCUCAGACUUGUAGGUUCUCGACACAACAGUCUGCUUGUAAUCUGGAAACAAAUCAGAAACACCGUGUCCCCAACACCUUUGAAGUAGCUCAAAAAAUCGAGUUCAAUGCAGGAGAACUCCAUGAUGAGAGACUUGUAAACAACGACCUGCCUCUCUAUUGCCUGGCAAUAUUGCUGAAAGUGACCAUGGAGUCGAAGCUGUCAUUCAAGAAACUGCUAUCAAUUUGCUAAACUUAGAGCAUGUUGAGGUUAUCAACCUAAAUCAGAAGCAAAUUGUCACCAGUACUCCAAAGAAUCUUCAGGAGGCUGAUUUUGGAGUGGAAGAGAGCCUCAAUGAACCUUUGAAUGCAAAUGAAGGCAGACCACUUCAAUUGAAACAACUGGAUGAGGUGCAAACUGAUUCAUUGCGCAAAGCAUAUCUAAGCUUGAUGCGGACAUAAAACGUUUGUAGGAUGAAUUAAGGGCCAAAGAAGCAGAGAGGAGAGAUAAACAGUAAAGGCUUGCCGAUGAGAGACUUGCGAAAGUUGAUCGAUUGGCUGACAGCUUACCGACGAGAGACUAAUCGACUGUCUGACUCUUCAGGAAGCUAACUUUCUAGAUCGUAGUGCAGGCUAAGGUUUAGCAAAUGACAACAAAGUCUAAUGCUGAUAUAGCAAAGAUUCAAAGAACCUGAGCUAAUUGUUCACCGUAAACUUAUACUUUUGCCAUUGAAUUGCGUAAUCAAUCAGUGAAGGAUUGCUCUUAUUUCUGUUGUGAAAUUAUGUAAG
Rosa chinensis is the source of this 6372-nucleotide messenger RNA. Its product is annotated as disease resistance protein At4g27190. Gene Ontology annotation, molecular function: ATP hydrolysis activity; ADP binding. The record is from RefSeq and is a predicted model, not a curated record. The transcript is spliced from 6 exons. NCBI's taxonomy places the organism in Eukaryota, Viridiplantae, Streptophyta, Magnoliopsida, Rosales, Rosaceae. Bases 816 to 4856 code for a protein of 1346 amino acids.